ACACCUCGUGGAAUGAUAGGACAAAAAGGCCAGCUUCUUCAACCAUCUGCCAUUUUUCUGUCUCGAACAUUCGGUCCCUGUGAGGGGCAACGACGGAGAUGGGCGGCAUCGCCUGGGAGGCCGGCUGCCAUCAUUAUCUUGCUUCAACGUCCUCGAUUCCACUCCUUCACUCAGAGCUUCUCCCCACAUCCGCCUUCUUGCUCAGUUGUCGAUGGAGAAUGAAGAAUUCUGCGUGCUUGCUUGCUCGUAGAGGCAGUUCCCGGAACUUCCGUGUCUUUGCAGAAUCCACUGUAUCUUCAGGAAAUGGAACUCCAGGUAACAAGGUGGUCAUGGUAGAUCCUUUGGAAGCCAAGCGCCUUGCUGCAAAGCAAAUGGAAAUGUUGAAAUCGAAGGAGAAGUUUCAAAACCAACGUCAAAUUGAAGCAAUCAAUGGAGCAUGGGCAAUUAUUGGUCUUACUGCUGGUGUGGUUAUUGAAGGCCGAACUGGACAUGGUAUUCUAGCUCAGUUGGCUGGCUACUGGAUGGCACUUUCUUUAUUCCUGCAGAAAUUCAUCACAGUAUGAUCGUACCAACAGCACUCGGUGCUACCAUGCAUUCGGAGUUCAAGUAUAAUCCUUUCUUUUUUCUUGUGGCUACCAAGGAUUGAAGAUGUUGAUUGAGGGAGCCUCCUAACACGUUUCACUUUUUGUUUAUUUGAUUGCAUCUUCCAUUUACUUUGCAACAGAUGAAGCAAGAACUGAUCAUAUGAAAGUCUUCAGGAAUUAAAGCGAUAAAUAGUGACAUAUAUAUAUAUAUAUAUAUAAUGUAACUGAUAGAAGUUUUUCAGAGCUCUGUAUAUUCUGAGACUUUAUUCAUCCAAAGCAUUCUCUCCACCAUUCCUUCAA
Molecule: messenger RNA, 884 nt
Organism: Nymphaea colorata (pocket water lily)
Lineage: Eukaryota; Viridiplantae; Streptophyta; Magnoliopsida; Nymphaeales; Nymphaeaceae
Exons: 5
Coding region: 99-563 (154 amino acids)
Cellular component (GO): chloroplast thylakoid membrane
Source: RefSeq, a predicted model, not a curated record